This is a messenger RNA of Oppiella nova, 2043 nucleotides long. Lineage: Eukaryota; Metazoa; Arthropoda; Arachnida; Sarcoptiformes; Oppiidae. The record is from the annotation of a GenBank genome assembly.
AUGUCCAUGCAAAAGGGCGGUGGAGGUAUGCCCGACCCCUCACAGUGGGUCUUAGAUCUCGGGGCUGGCGAGUCAUCCGCAUACGUGGCCUGGAUUAGAUUGCUUCUUGGCGAUAAACUCACAAAACUCUCGCCAAUGUUUGUAAAGCGUAUGGACUAUGAGUUGGACAGACGUAUUGUCGAAACAUUUAUGAACAAUGACUUGAGUUGGAUGGGUUUUAAGGGCCAGAAAGUGAACAAUUGGAACAUUUGGAUCAAUACUAAUAUAUUGAUGACUAGUCUUCUCACUGUAAACGACACCAAAAGACUAGAUGUCAUCAAAAGGGCGGUCAUGAGUGCAGAUAAUUGUCUUCUCACUGUAAACGACACCAAAAGACUAGAUGUCAUCAAAAGGGCGGUCAUGAGUGCAGAUAAUUGGUUGGACUGGUAUGGAGAGGACGGUGGGUGUGAUGAGGGGCCGAGUUAUUGGUACGAAGCCGCCGGACGUUUCAUACAAUUCUUGUAUUACAUGUCAUCUGCGAGUCGACACCAAAUGGACUGGUCGUCCAAACCUAUAGUGAAGAGUAUCGGUGAUUACAUCUAUAAGAUGCACAUCAAUGCAGACUAUUUCGUAAAUUUUGCCGACGCACAUGCAAAGAAUGUGCCUGAUCCCUCUUUGGUCUAUCAUUACGGAGAACUAUUCAAUAACACAGUUAUGAAACAAUUCGGAUCUUAUUUGAGUGCUUUGGAGGGAAACGAAAAGUUUUUAUUAGGAGACCAAAUUCGUACUGAUAUUCGUUUGCAUCAGUUUUAUAUGGAAAUGAUUGCCUAUAACUCUCUUAAGUCAGAAGUGCCUAAAGCUCCUCAACCUCUCGAGUCGUGGUUUCCUGACAUCCAAGUGAUUACAUUGCGAUCAGAAGAGGGUUCAGCUAAAGGACUAUUCUUAGGGGCAAAGGCAGGAACUAAUGAUGAGAGCCAUAACCACAACGACGUCGGAAACUUUGUGCUCUAUGUCAACGGAUUACCCGCUCUAAUAGAUAUAGGAGUGGGAACUUAUACUAAGGACACCUUCGGUCCCCAUCGCUAUGACAUAUGGACGAUGCAAUCCCAAUGGCAUAACACCCCAACCAUUAAUGGCGUUCAGCAAAAGGCCGGCGCACAAUAUGUGGCCAGAAAUGUGACCUAUAAUAAGACAAGUGCCGAGUUUGAGGCCGAUAUAGCCGGCGCUUACCCUAAAGAAGCGCAGGUUAAGAGUUGGGUCAGAAAAUUAACUUUUAAUAGGAAAGCAAAUACUGUUACAAUGGAUGAGAAUUAUAGUCUGGAUAAGUUUGUGGAGCCCUUUAAAGUGCAUUUCGUGACUAUAUUAAACAAAUCAAGUGAUGACCAGAAGAAUGGAGAUCUGGUUCUCGAGGAUAAGAGCGUGAAGUUAACGAUGAGUUUUGACAACAAUUUGUUUGAUUAUGUGAUCGAAGAGCACAAGACUAAUGACACGGCUUUAGAGCACAAGAAUGGAGAUCUGGUUCUCGAGGAUAAGAGCGUGAAGUUAACGAUGAGUUUUGACAACAAUUUGUUUGAUUAUGUGAUCGAAGAGCACAAGACUAAUGACACGGCUUUAGAGCACACUGUAUGGGAACCACUGUUGGCAAUGGAGUUCUUGGAGUUCAAAAUCGAUGGCAAUCGUAAUCAUUACGAGGAUAAAAAUUUUAAACGAAGAGAGAAAUUAAUGGAUUUGGUUUUGGGAGAGUUGUUAACCGACAACAAGACAUAUGUCGAGCAAAUAGCAAAUGGUUUGUGGCUUAUACUGGAGGAGAGCACCUGGACGUGGCCGGCACACCUGUCCAUGCAAAAGGCCGGGGAAGGUAUGCCCGACCCCUCACAGUGGGUCAUAGAUCUCGGGGCUGGCGAGUCAUCAGCUUACGUGGCCUGGAUUAGAUUGCUUCUUGGCGAUAAACUCACAAAACUCUCGCCAAUGUUUGUAAAGCGUAUGGACUAUGAGUUGGACAGACGUAUUGUCGAGACAUAUAUGAACAAUGACUUCAAGAAUUGGAUGGUCUUCUCACUGUAA